Molecule: messenger RNA, 1594 nt
Organism: Mercurialis annua (annual mercury)
Lineage: Eukaryota; Viridiplantae; Streptophyta; Magnoliopsida; Malpighiales; Euphorbiaceae
Product: protein PEP-RELATED DEVELOPMENT ARRESTED 1, chloroplastic
Exons: 9
Coding region: 72-1286 (404 amino acids)
Biological process (GO): regulation of DNA-templated transcription
Cellular component (GO): chloroplast nucleoid
Source: RefSeq, a predicted model, not a curated record
UAAAAAAAAAUCAUAAUCCUAUAUGCCAAAACCGCUAAACCCAAAAACCCAACUGAACCAGCAGCACCAAGAUGAUGUUGCAGAACAUUACCACUCUUUUCCAUACUAAAACUACUCAUUUUCCUUCAUUAUUCUUCAUAACACCCCACUGCUUACACAAUUAUGCACAGCAGCAGCACCUAAAACAACCCAUAAGAAGAACAGUAACGAAAACUAAGCAAUUCUUGGUGUUGUGUGCAAAUUCCGAUGUGGGUAUUAAUGGGAGCUCUUUAAAUGGGCAGUUAGGUGGGGCAGAAGAUGGAGGAAGAAGAAGAACUAAUGAAGAAUGGAGUGAAAAAGUUGAGUCUUCUCAUUAUGAGGCUAUACUUAAAGGUGGAGAACAGGUCACUUCUGUUCUUCAAGAAAUGAUCACCCUUUUGGAGGAUAUGAACAUGGAUGAAGCAUCUGAGAAGGUGGCAGUGGAAUUGGCUGCACAAGGAGUCAUUGGUAAAAGAGUGGAUGAGAUGGAAACAGGGUUUAUGAUGGCCCUGGAUCACAUGAUUCAAGCUGCUGAAAGAGACCGAGAUGAUCAGCGUAAGAUCCUGUUGGAAGUGGUGAAGGAAACUGUAUUGUCACAUCUUACAAGAAAAUGUCCACCACAUGUUCAAGUGGUUGGCUUGCUUUGCAGAACUCCCGAGAAAGAAAGCAGGCAUGAACUGUUACGAAGAGUUGCCGCCGGUGGUGGUGCCUUUGCAAGUAAAAAUGGAACCAAAGUUCAUAUUCCAGCAGCAAAUCUAAAUGAGAUAGCAAACCAAGCAGAUGAUCUAUUGGAGUCAAUGGAAACACGGCCAGUUGUUCCAGACCGAAAACUACUCGCAAGACUUGUACUAAUCAGAGAAGAAGCCAGGAAUAUGAUGGGAGGUGGAAUACUGGAUGAAAGAAAUGACCGUGGUUUUAGUACUCUUCCUGAAUCUGAGGUGAACUUCUUAACCAAGCUAGUGGCUCUAAAACCCGGGAAAACUGUUCAAGAAAUGAUAAAAAAUGUAAUGCUAGGAAACGAUGAAGGAGCUGAAGAUACCGCUAGUAAAGAGGAGAACACUAGGGGUGAAAGUAGUUCAAACGGAAUCACAGGAAAGCCAAGUGUAACAGGACGAAAACCACUUCCUGUACGCCCAGGCAUGUUUCUUGACACGGUCACCAAGGUCUUAGGCGGUAUAUACUCCGGAAAUGUCCCAGGCAUUACAGCACAACAUCUAGAAUGGGUUCAUCAAAAGACACUUGAAAUUCUUCAGGAAAUAGCAUUCUAGUUUUUCCAGUGGAGGUAACAGAUUCCUCUUUAUACUAUACAGUAGAAACUAGUAUUUCAUGUUUAUAGACAGCCAAAGGAACUGCUAAUUGUAAGAUUUUUGUACCUCUGAUACAAGAAAAAGAGUCGUAAAAAUUCUUCUUGUCACUGUCUCAAAGAUAGUAAUCACUGCAGCUAGCUAAACUAAGCUUGAGCUAGUGACUUCUGAUGUUAGAAUUUGGUAGCCCAUUUGACGAAACAAAAAAGGGCUGUCCGCCUUUGUACUUUUCAUGCACAAGUGAGUAAAAAAUCAUGUCUUGAAUCAUUUAA